GGCGGACCUGAGCACGUUUUGAGCUGUCACUUGGAGAACUUUCUUUCCUGUUGAACAAAAGUGUCUCUCUGUCGGUCCAGUUAUGUGUUAUAGCCAUGUCCCUGUUUGGAAAGACCAUAAAGAAAUUUAACAAUCAAGACUAUAAGAAGUUGAAAAAUGAGGCUGUCAGUUCUGGAUGCUUGUUCACAGACAGUUCAUUUCCGCCCUCAAAGAAUUCAUUGGCAUUCAAAGAGCUGCCUUCAAAUGUGCAGUGGAAAAGACCGGGGGAACUGCACUAUGCCCCACAGCUGCUAGUCGAAGGUGCUGAUGAUGACGAUUUCCAACAGGGGGAGCUGGGGGACUGUUGGUUUGUCGCUGCGUGUGCCUGUAUUGCCAAUUCAAAGAUUUGGAAGAAGAUCAUACCAGACUAUGAGGAACAAGAAUGGCCUUCCGAGAAGAGGAAGAAAAAUAAAUAUGGCGGCAUUUUUCACUUUCGACUCUGGAUAUUUGGUGAAGUGACUGACGUUGUGAUUGAUGAUUAUUUACCAACUCGGAAUGGUCAUCUGAUUUAUGUGCAUUCAAGUGCCAAGAACGAGUUUUGGAGCGCACUGCUUGAGAAGGCGUAUGCCAAAUUAUUUGGAAGCUAUGAAGCACUUGUCGCUGGCAUCUCCUCCGAUGCUCUCGUCGACUUGACCAGUGGUGUCGGCCAUAUCAUCAACAUGGAAGACUAUGUCAUGUCUGAGGCAGGCCGGAAUGAGUUGUUUGAUAUCCUAGAUGACUGUAUGGACCAGAGUUCUUUCAUUAAUGCCAGCAUACCAGCAAAUGGCAAAAGUGAGAUGGAAUUGAGGACAGAAGUUGGGCUGGUAAAAGGCCAUGCCUACAGCAUUACUGCUGCUAAGGAUAUCAAGAUCGGCACGGGUCUGAUGGCGGUAUUCAGUAAGGAACGGAUCAAAAUGGUGAGAUGUCGCAACCCGUGGGGUGGGACUGAGUGGACCGGGGCAUGGAGUGAUGGGUCAGAAGAAUGGAAGAAAGUCAGUAGUGCUGAAAAGAAACAACUUGGCCUGGUAUUUGAUGAUAAUGGGGAAUUCUGGAUGUCCUAUGACGAUUUCUGCAAGUACUUCGAAAGAAUUUAUAUCUGUCACAUGUUCAACACAUCAGUUCUGUCCAUCAAGAAGACGUGGCACGAGACGAUACUCCACUCGGAAUGGGCGAAACCAGAUCGGGCCGGUGGCUGUGGCAAUCACCGGUCGCAUCUGCUGAACCCUCAGUUUGUUUUUGAUAUCGUGAAGAAGAAGGACGAUGUUGUGAUCUCAUUGGAGCAGGAGGAUGCACGGGUAAACAAGCAUCUUGGGAAGACUGCAGCGACCAUUGGCUUAGUUGUUUACAAGGCUGACCUAAACAGGAAGUACCGAAUGCACGACAAACUGAAAUACGUUGGCAAAACGGCGUUCAGCAACAACCGCGGUUGUUAUACGAAGAUUCAGCUCACCAGAGGGCGCUAUUUGAUUAUACCAACGACCUUUGACCCUGGACAAGAGUUGAAGUUCAUGCUGAGAAUAUACGUAAGCAAGAAUCCUAAUGCUAUUGAGCUAAUCUAUGAUGAGCCACAGCUGCCCCAACAGCCAUCACUCUGCUGUAUAUCACCGCCCCGGACUAAGUCAAUUUUAGCUCAGAUUGAAGUCGUCAAAGCAGAGGGAUUAGAAAAACAGGAUAGAGUUGGAGGCGCUGAUCCUUACUGUGUGUUUACCUGCGAGGGAGAGAAAGUCACUACAUCAGUUGUCGAGGACACUUUGGACCCAGUUUGGGAUGAUCGAAUCACGUUCUACCAGGUGUAUCAUAAUAGUGAAAUCACAGUCGAGAUCAUGAAUGAGAAUGUCGUGCGAGACAAGUUUAUGGGCGGCUGUGUGUUUACGUCCACGGAAUGUGACGAACUGCACACGUGGUACAGCUUUACAUUGUCGCUAUAUGGGAAGGGAAAAGAAGGGAAAGAUGAAGAAAAAGAGAAAGUCAUGCCAGGAAAGUUGUGCAUCAGGAUGAGGACGAGUUAUGAUCUAGCUAAGUACUAGCUGAAUCAUGUUCAGUGAAACCGCUUGUCUGCCGAGGACACUGAUUUUUGAUCCCAUUGCACUUCAGUCUGACCUAUGUAUUGAGGACUAGUUAGUCUCAAGAGUGUCCUUGAUACAGAGGUUCUACUUUUCCAUUACAAGCCUCCCUUGUGGGAUCAUCUCUUGGCAGGAUGUCAACCGCAGCUCCUCAGCGAGUCUGUCUAAGGCUUUGUAAUGGAAAGCUCUGGCUGUACCUCAACCUGUGGUAGAAAAUGUUGCAAAAGGCCUAAAGUGUCGCAAAAAGCACUGUCUUAGAUAUGCUGGAAAGCUUUUGCUGCUUACUAUAGGUUUUUUGGUCUUUGGAUAAGAAACAUAGAAAUAAGUUGAACUGAGUUUUUACAUCUAAUUGAUUUUAUACGACUGUUUACAUACACAUGUGGUCAUUUACACCUACACCUGCGACUAUGGUGUGUUUAUUAUACCAGCUUGUGCCAUGUCAUUAUUCUACAUUGUUGAAUAUUGAUGCUACAUUGUUAUACUCCCAUCGUCUGUUUACAAAUUAGAAUGCAUUCCUCAUCCACUGUUUCACUUGAUCAGUCUGCCGAUGAUCAAAUUUAACCACUUUGCCACCACCCUGGAGAAUCGAUUCCCCAGAUUGCAGAGAAUCAGGUUGGCCUUCCAGCUCGGUAAACUGACCUGUUCUGGGAAAGAAAUUCUGGGCUAUUUCGUUUUUAAAUAUUCCUAUGUAUCAUCAGUAGAGCAGACUUUUGGCAAGUAGGUUAGCGAGUGUUAUACGUUUUAGCCCAAAAUGAUUUCAGUUCAACAGUGUUUUACUGAAAUCAGUUUCAGUUCAAGUUUGAUCCAAAAUGAUAUCAGCUCAAUUUUCAGUUCAACUGAAAUAGGGCCAUACACUAUACCAAAAUGAUUCUCAGAAAAGUGCCAUAGUCAAGGUGCAAUGCAGAGUGUAGUCUUAUUUUACAAAUUAAAUACUUUAUAAAUGUUGUACGCAUAUAUUUUAGCGACCGCCAAGGUCGUUGUUGUUUUUGGAUACAUGUUUUUGGCCUAUGUAUGUUUUGGGCCUUUGAAUCUCACCCAGGAUGUUUUCACAAAUUUUAGUGAAGUUGCUCAUACAAACUGGUAAAUUUCUCACAAUUUUCCUUUACUGUUCUCAUAAAUAAAUCCGUCCAUACACCAAGAAAAACAUUUAAGAUUCUUGGUUCACGUAUGUUGUUUGUUGUUUGUCUUCUAAUGUGAAAGCAAUUGCUUAUACAAACAGAAUUUCUUAGAAUUUUCUUUUAUAAUUCUCGUAAGUAAAUCCGUCCAUUCAGACUACAUUUUAUUUUUUUCUGAAUAAAUACACGCUUUUACUGAUUCAAA
This is a messenger RNA of Lineus longissimus, 3401 nucleotides long. RefSeq names its product calpain-5-like. Gene Ontology annotation, biological process: proteolysis. Gene Ontology annotation, molecular function: calcium-dependent cysteine-type endopeptidase activity. The coding region runs from base 96 to 2045 and encodes 649 amino acids. The transcript is spliced from 13 exons. The record is from RefSeq and is a predicted model, not a curated record. Gene Ontology annotation, cellular component: cytoplasm. NCBI's taxonomy places the organism in Eukaryota, Metazoa, Nemertea, Pilidiophora, Heteronemertea, Lineidae.